Molecule: messenger RNA, 2091 nt
Organism: Microtus ochrogaster (prairie vole)
Lineage: Eukaryota; Metazoa; Chordata; Mammalia; Rodentia; Cricetidae
Gene: Triobp
Product: TRIO and F-actin binding protein
Biological process (GO): positive regulation of substrate adhesion-dependent cell spreading
Cellular component (GO): actin cytoskeleton
Molecular function (GO): actin filament binding
Source: RefSeq, a predicted model, not a curated record
CGGGUCCUCCCAGGAAGUUUGAAAAAAAAAAAAGUUUUAUGGGCGGAUGGAAGGGGCCGGAGCAGCUCCCGGGAAGGGAAGGGCUGGAGCUGAAGCGGCCGGCGGCCGAGAGGGGCGGCGGGCUGGGUGCGCCGCGGAGCCCGGCCCGAGAGUCCCGAGCAGCGUCCCGGGGCGCCGCCAUGACGCCCGACCUGCUCAACUUCAAGAAGGGAUGGAUGUCGAUCUUGGAUGAGCCUGGAGAGUGGAAAAAGCAUUGGUUUGUGCUGACGGAUUCAAGCCUCAAAUAUUACAGGGACUCCACCGCCGAGGAGGCGGAUGAACUGGAUGGUGAGAUCGACCUGCGCUCCUGCACAGACGUCACAGAGUACGCGGUACAGCGCAACUAUGGCUUCCAGAUCCAUACCAAAGACGCCAUUUAUACCUUGUCGGCCAUGACCUCGGGCAUCCGGAGGAACUGGAUUGAGGCUCUCAGGAAGACUGUGCGUCCAACUUCAGCCCCAGAUGUCACCAAGCUCUCAGAUUGCAAUAAGGAAAACACGCUGCGUGGCUAUGGCACCCAGAAGGGCUCCCUGAAGAUAGGCGAGCAGCGGACAGGCUCUGAAGUUAUCGGCCGCGGUGGCCCUCGCAAAGUGGAGGGACCACGACAGUCGCUGGACUACGUGGAGCUCUCUCCAUUAACGCCAAGCUCCCCACAGCGUGUGCGCACUCUGUCCCGCUCUACUCCUGAGCGCCCAACCAAACAUGAGGAUCUGGAGCGGGACCUGGCUCAACGUUCUGAGGAAAGACGCAAGUGGUUUGAGUCCACUGACAGCAGGACCCCAGAGACGCCCAGUGGCGAUGGGCCUCGGAGGGGCCUGGGAGCCCCCCUGACUGAUGACCAGCAGAGCCGCCUCAGUGAAGAGAUUGAAAAGAAGUGGCAGGAAUUGGAAAAGCUGCCCCUGAGGGAGAACAAGAGAGUGCCACUCACUGCCCUGCUCAACCAAGGACACAGCGAGCGACGGGGGUCCCCAAGUGACAGCCAUGAAGCCCUGGAAAAGGAGGUCCAGUCUCUCCGUGCCCAGCUGGAGGCAUGGCGUCUCCGAGGAGAAGCGCCUCAGAGUGCCCCCAGACCCCAGGACGACAGCCAUGUCCCUCCAGGCUACAUCUCACAGGAAGCCUGUGAGCGCAGCCUGGCAGAGAUGGAGUCCUCACACCAGCAGGUGAUGGAGCAGCUGCAGCGGCACCAUGAGAGAGAGCUACAGCGGCUGCAGCAAGAGAAGGAAUGGCUACUAGCCGAGGAGACGGCGGCUACAGCCUCAGCCAUUGAAGCCAUGAAGAAGGCAUAUCAAGAAGAGCUGAGUCGGGAGCUGAGCAAAACACAGAGUCUCCAGCAGGGUCCAGAUGGCCUUCGGAAGCAACACCAGUUGGACAUGGAGGCACUGAAGCAGGAGCUUCAGGUGCUGUCUGAGAGGUACUCCCAGAAGUGCCUAGAGAUCGGGGCCCUGACACAGCAGGCGGAGGAGCGAGAGCACACCCUGAGGCGCUGCCAGCAAGAGGGCCAGGAGCUGCUGCGCCACAACCAGGAACUACACGCCCACCUGUCAGAGGAAAUCGAUCGUCUGCGCAGCUUCAUCGCCUCACAGGGCACGGGCAACAGCUGUGGGCGCAGCAAUGCGAGGAGCUCCUGUGAGCUGGAGGUGCUACUGCGAGUCAAGGAGAAUGAACUCCAGUACCUGAAAAAGGAGGUGCAGUGCCUCCGGGAUGAGCUCCAGGUGAUGCACAAGGACAAGCGCUUCACAGGGAAGUACCAGGAUGUGUAUGUGGAGCUGAACCACAUCAAGACACGCUCGGAGCGCGAGAUCGAGCAGCUGAAGGAGCACCUGCGCCUGGCCAUGGCUGCCCUGCAGGAGAAGGAGGCUGUGAGAAACAGCUUGGCUGAGUAGAGGUCCCUGUGGUUCAGCUCAGCUGAGAACCUUCCGGCCCCAGGGGACCAGCCACCCUCCUCCUCUACAGAAGUCAGAAGCCAAGCUUUCUCCCCACCCUGAGUCACAUGUGCACACACCUGCCACACACACACACAUGCACACACACGUGCAUGCACACACACGUGCA